UUUUAAAAACUACUACAAAUACUCUAUUACUGCAGUAACAGAGUAUUUGUACUCGGUCUUAGUACUUUUACUGCAGUAUUAUUGUGAACACAGAGGUAGGACUAUAAGGGAAGAAAGGAGGCACCAGGAGGUGUCUGCCUGUAAGGGGCGCUGUGGGGCUGCCGAGGAGCCGCUGAGCCAGCAGGGAGUCCGGAGGAGGAGGAGGAGGAGGAGGAGGAGGAGUAACCGGACACCGACUCACUGAGCAGCUCCUGGCCGGUCAGAGUGCAGCGGAGCCCGGCAGCAGAAGCACGGAGCAGCGGGGCGACGAGCAGAGUCUCACCGAGGAUCAACAGCUGAGGAGCGGCGGAGCUGCGGCGGAGGCUCCGGUCCUCCCUGCCGGACUUUAAGAGCUUUUAUCCCGCUUCCAUCCUCCGCUCUCCCGCCGGUCUGCGGCGCAUUGUGGAAGAAUAACGGAGUUACCGUGAAAGUGCGUGAAGUACCGUCAUUAUCCCGCCGCUGGCAGCCUGACAGCCGCCAGCAUGAAGAAGAACAACUCCGGGAAACGGGGCCAGCAGGACUUGGUGCAGCAGCACGUUCAGCCCGAUAAGGUGGGCUGGAUCCGGAAGUUCUGCGGGAAAGGUAUCUUCAGAGAGAUCUGGAAGAACCGCUUCGUGGUUCUGAGGGGAGAUCAGCUGUUCAUCUGUGAGAAAGAGGUGAAGGAACUGGGUCGGGCUGACGAGCUGUUGGAUCUGUCGGACUACGAGCGCUGCGAAGAGAUCCGGAAGAACAAGAGUCGCAGCAAAAAGAACCACAGCAAGUUCAGACUACAGCGCUGCAGCACGCCGGGCAACACGGUCCCGAACCUGGUUUUCCUGGCUGUGAGUCCCGAGGAGAAAGAGUCCUGGAUCAAUGUCCUGAACGCCGCCAUCACACGAGCCAAGAACAGAAUCCUGGACGAGGUCACCGUAGACUCUCAGUUGUCUCAUUUGACUCGAGAUCGAGUGAAGAUUCCUCACAACCGCCGGCUGCCGACCAGAGGUCACCUGCUGGCUGUGGCCUCCUCCUCCUCAGACGGGACACUGACUCUGGAUCUGAUCCAGGAGGAGGACGGUCCGUCUCCUCAGGGAGCCGACGGCUACGACGCCUCCAGGGUCGACUCAGACAAACCGGAUUGUCAGCGGUCGAAAACUGACGGCGCUCUCUCUGCCAGGACCAGCGAGGCUUCUGGGAAAUCCCAGAGCCUCCCCCGCGAGGUGGUGGUGGUGUGGGAGCAGACGGGCCAAACCCCCCAGCCUGGAAAACGCUUGACAACUGCAGAGAAAAACCGCUGCGCCUCCAUGGACGAGAUCCUCACGCACUCCGAGACGAAACCUGCAAAGAACAAGACCGGGGCAACGCCACGUUCGCCGGACGCCGCGGCGCCCAUCAGCCGGCUGCAGGAGCUGAUCAGCCAGAAGCUGGAGAAGACGGAGCGGCUGCUGACGGAGGCACGGCGGGACGCGAAGGGGAAGGAGUCCACUGAAGCUGAGAGACUCCUGAAGGAGGCAGCGGUGGCCUGGAGUCAGGCUCGCGAGGUGCUGGAGGAGGUGAAGGAGCUGAGGGCGUUGUCCCGACAACUGGACUCCUCCUCCCCCCUCACCCCCUCCAGCAGCACCAAGCUGAACCAGGACCGCCGGAGCCCGAUGUGAGCCACAGGGACUCUGAGAACUGUUAAAUUAUUUGGAACAAUUCAGGAACCAGGACCGAUCAGAUCUUCCUUAAAACCAGAGUGUAGCAUUCAGAUCCAGGUUCUGAAAAUCCCUUAAAGUCUGUUUUUGGUUGCACAAACGUCCUUCGACAAAAACAGGAAACUCUUUAAAGUCUCCACGAACCAGGAAGUGUUUGUGUUUCUAGCUAAUAGCAGCUAGAGCUAUGAGCUAGCGUCAGCAUCGACCAUCCAGUGAACACGGGACCGAACGCGGACCGAACGCGGGACCGAACGCGGACCGAACGCGGGACCGAACACGGACCAAACACGGGACCGAACGUGGGACCGAAGCGGGAUCGGACACGGGACCGA
Molecule: messenger RNA, 2041 nt
Organism: Dicentrarchus labrax (European seabass)
Lineage: Eukaryota; Metazoa; Chordata; Actinopteri; Moronidae
Gene: plekho1b
Product: pleckstrin homology domain containing, family O member 1b
Exons: 6
Coding region: 522-1670 (382 amino acids)
Biological process (GO): regulation of myoblast fusion
Cellular component (GO): ruffle membrane; muscle cell projection membrane
Source: RefSeq, a predicted model, not a curated record